Messenger RNA from Sitophilus oryzae (rice weevil), 854 nucleotides. Its product is annotated as B9 domain-containing protein 1-like. The coding region runs from base 26 to 574 and encodes 182 amino acids. The transcript has 3 exons. Gene Ontology annotation, cellular component: MKS complex. NCBI's taxonomy places the organism in Eukaryota, Metazoa, Arthropoda, Insecta, Coleoptera, Curculionidae. Gene Ontology annotation, biological process: cilium assembly. The record is from RefSeq and is a predicted model, not a curated record.
ACACCGCAAGUGAAAAUUGGUGAAAAUGUCGGAAGGAGGAACAUUCCUUCUUUCGAUUUCGGGUCAAAUUGAAUUUGUGGAAGUGAUGGCAUCGAUUGGAUCCUCCUUCCACUGUAAAUACGAAUUCUGUUCAGGAACGGACUGGAAAAUUAUUGGUGGUCUGGAAGGCGGACUGUCCCAAAUCGUCAAUGUCGUAAACAAUAACGAUAAAAUAGUAUUAAAUUAUCCUGUGGAUGUACAAUUCAAAUCCACUAAUCCUUAUGGAUGGCCGCAAAUGAUAGUAAGCGUUUACAAAGGAAUGUCCUUAGAAGGUUACGGUAGAACUCACAUGCCAAUAAGACCAGGAAAUCAUCAUUUAGAAGUUGAACUUGCUAGACCGAAACCGUCCUCAUUCCUGGGAUAUAUUGGAUCAUUUUUUGGAUAUCAGCCAGAGUUACUACAACCAAAGAUGUUAGCUACAACUGCUGGAAAUCAUUUGAUAAGAAUGGAAACUUAUGGAAGAAUUCAUAUGAAUUUUAACGUGAUAUCCCAAGGCUUCUCGAGAUUAGGUUAUGAUUUCGGAAAAAUUAAUUAAUACUUGUUAAUUAGAUUUAAAAUAUUACUGACCUUAAUAAGACUAAAAACUAUAUACUUAGACUGUGCCUUUUAAAAUAAAAAUAAAGUCUGUCCAACGCGUAAAGGAAGAUUUCGACAGACCACAUCCAGAAAUUGAGAGAAUCAAAUCAAUUUGCUUGUGUAACCCCUGGUGUGACAGUCACAGCUGUCAUUGUCAGGAAUUUUCUUGUUGGACAGACUAUACCUACCAAUGACUAAAGAAUAUAAGGACUAAUAACACGCGAGACCAAAUUGUUACC